AUGUUUAGUACGCGCCGUGAAUUUCGUCCUCGAUUGGUCAGGCUUUUCCUGUGGUCAACCUUAUAUGGAUCUUGGCUGCUGGGCCUCUUUCCAUUUAUCUUUGAUACCAAAAAAUAUCAAAUGAGGCGCUCCCGUUGGCUAAUUCUCUAUGGCUUAAUUGGGAAUUGCUGUCUUAUGAUUAUCUUGCUUUUCUGUGCCCAGGACUUCAGUAAAAGAAAGCUAGAGGGUUUUGAGCGAAAUCCUGUGCUGGAGAUGAUAAACAUCUUAGUAGGAAUGUUGAGCGUCUUCGCAGCCGUAAUAAUGCAUUUUAUGAAUUAUUGGAAAAGCAAGGAGGUUGAGGAAAUUUUCAACGAAAUUUUGGUUAUGGAACACAAAGACUUUAAGACUUUAAAUACAAAGAAGUGCCCGAAAUUCGAAUGCUUAGUGAUUCAAAAGUAUGCGACAAUGAUGGGACAGAUUAUAUCCUUCCUGGCGGUUAACUUCGGAAUGAAUGGAAGCCACACAAAUGCAUUUCUAGUAAUCCUGAGCUGCCUGCUGCUGACAUCUCUCAACGUGAAUACAAUGCACUAUAUUUUUGGGAUUCUAUUUAUUUAUCGUUAUGUUUGGCUGAUCAAUGGCCAGCUCAAGGACUUGGUUAAUCAACUAAGAGUUGAUCCCACAACGGACUACUCAAGGAUACGUCAAUAUCUUGCCUUAUACAAUCGCCUUUUGGAGCUCAGAAAGAAGUUGGUGACCGCCUAUCAAUACCAAAUGGUCAUAGUCUUAGCAUCAGCGGUUGCCGGCAAUAUUGUGGUCAUCUAUUUUUUGAUUGUUUAUGGUAUCACUUUGCAAAAAUGUUCAAUCUUUCUAAUGAUCUUUCCUCAGUCUCUGCUCAUAAAUGUUUGGGACUUUUGGUUGAGCAUAUCUGCAUGUGAACUUACAGAGCAAGCUGGAAGGAAAACCUCAACCAUCCUGAAACUAUUUAAUGAUGUGGAGCACACCGAUUUGCAGCUAGAAAGAAAUGUAAACGAAUUUGCUUUACUCUGCAGUCACCGCAAAUUUGACUUCAAACUUUGUGGAAUUUUUUCGAUAAACUUCAGCAAGGGUUUUCAAAUGAUCAUAGCCAGUUUUUUAUACUUGAUUUAUUUAGUUCAGUUUGACUAUAUGAACUUGUAA
This is a messenger RNA of Drosophila eugracilis, 1155 nucleotides long. Its product is annotated as putative gustatory receptor 22b. Lineage: Eukaryota; Metazoa; Arthropoda; Insecta; Diptera; Drosophilidae. Bases 1 to 1155 code for a protein of 384 amino acids. The record is from RefSeq and is a predicted model, not a curated record. Gene Ontology annotation, cellular component: membrane; neuronal cell body; axon. The transcript has 2 exons. Gene Ontology annotation, molecular function: sweet taste receptor activity. Gene Ontology annotation, biological process: sensory perception of taste.